Molecule: messenger RNA, 14285 nt
Organism: Porites lobata
Lineage: Eukaryota; Metazoa; Cnidaria; Anthozoa; Scleractinia; Poritidae
Source: the annotation of a GenBank genome assembly
AAUUUCAAACAAAUGGCUUAAAGGUAGAUAUCACCACGCAACAGAGCACCGUUUAGAAAGAUUGUCUGCCUUCGAAAUCAGCCGACGGAUGGUACGUACUGUCGUAGUUCAGAUACACAUCUCGCCGAUUAUACCGAUAAAAUUCAGCUAGAAACAUACCUAUUUCAAAUGUGUAGCUACUGCAAUUUUCCACAAACAGCAACUGGUAAGCAAUUUAGUAACAUCAUACGUGAAUCGCCAAUGAUUUUAUCACAUAGACAGCACCAAGUCUAAUUAUUCAGUAAGUUUCCCUUUAGUUUAACUCAAGAGUCAAAGUAGUGUACUGAUAACAGAACCAGCCAAAAUUCACGACGUUUUGUGUUGUUUACUAUUGAAGAAUAUCUUUCUAAAGGCGCUAUAAAGGCUGUUUCAUUAUUUGCAACAGUCGGGUGCAAAUGUUGUUUCAGCAAGAGGAACGACAACUAAUUUACCUUUCCUACUGCCAGAAGCGCCAUAACAAUUUUGUUUAUCUUGAACAAAACUAGUUGUUUAUCAUUGUCUUUAAUGGAAGAGUCUUGAUAAAAAAAAACCUGACACCUGUUUUGCUUAGAUUAUAGGGGAGGUAUAAAAUUAUAUAGCCUUCCAAAAACUAGGGUACAUUUCCUCAAUUAUCCGACACUUUACUUAUACAGUUCGGUUAAUGAGUGCAUGACGGGAAGUUAAAGCCAGAAAAACCCCCAAAAGGAAGGAAAGAGUCGGUCUUCUAAUGUAAGGGGUUGGAUACGAAGAAUAUUAUGAAUGGCCUAAAAUUAAACCUGAGACUGUUUAGAAAUGUAAUUUUCGAGAAUCGCAAAAUUAAUAUAGAGGUUACGACCGUUUUUUAAGCAAUUUUCUAUUUGCGAGGCUUUCAUGACACGGUCGAGUUUGUACAACUUCAAAGGUUCGUAAAACACGGAAGUAGACUUCGAGUCACUGGCUAUCAUUGGAUGCCAAACGUUUAUUGAACUAGUCAGACUAUUUUAGCAGUAUCAUUUCGUAAGCAAAACUGGUCCGGAAUAAACAUACUGAAGAAAAAAGUCAACGUUAAACAAAACAACAUCAGUGUAUAUAGACAAAUUCAAGCAAUGAAUUGGCAUUUCAAAGUUCAACGAAUUGAUAUUAAUUAGGAGAAAGACGUCGUUAAAAUUAGUGAAUACUUUCCUUUGGUGUCUGACCGCAAUAAUCCAAUAUACCGGUAUGUUUAAGACCGGUCCUAAAACGUUCGAAAACGAAUAUUGAAUUGCACGUUGUCAAGCGAGUAAAACUCUAUCACAUGCUACAAACACAAUCGCCUGUGAUAUUUUCGGUCAUCGUUUUCAUUUUGAUGCGUUUUCGACCUUUUUCGACGGUUCACACUUACACGAUAUGUUGUGCAUUCGUUUUGAUCCACUUUCAAGAGAGUUUUCAAAUCGACGCGUUUACGAUGAAAACGCUCGGCGUAUUAGUUUGGACUGAAGGCCUAAGCGCAUCGAAAUGUAUGAGGGGUUUUCAAACGAAAUCGCAUUAGUGUUGACGCGGUCUACGUGAAACGCCCAGUUUCGUUGCUAAAUUCGGAAUAUGCCAAAUUUAGCAACUGCGCAGGAACUUCUAAUUAGGAUCACUUGAAUAGUUUAUUAAUAAAACGACAAGGUUUGUCAUUUAUUAUUUAUUUACUGGCAAGGAAACUUGAUCUGUACGAUUCACUUAGACUGUUGGUAGAAACUCCAGCUUAAGUUUUCAGUGCAACAUUUGAAGAUUGCAUGGUCUUCCAACAACCCCACAUCGCUUACAAAACCACUGCCUUAAACGUGCGGGUAAUGUUUUCAUUACCUAUGCGGAUUUUAUCAGAAUUAUUAAGUAGAGGGAGAGUAUACGUAUGGAUCACAACAAAUUUUAUUAUUUCAACAGGCUAGCUACUUCUUCUAGUAAUGAGUUUAUUCACGUUUUUUGACAAAAAAAACGUUCUGCAAGCCCGAUCAAAACCUGAAAACUGUUGACAAAUAGCGCCGACUAGUUAUUGCCUAUUUCAAACACUAAGAACCUUUUCUUCCAACAGCACAUAAUUAUUGACGGGUACUGAAUCAAUCUUUAAACAGUGAAAAUGACAAUUAGUCAUUCAGUCUUCGCUUUGUUUUUUCUAAAAAUACAGUUUUCCAACCUGUUUUCUUCGUUUGAACUAAAGAUUCCUUUCUUAUUUCAGGCCUGACUAGCAGUUCUGCAACAUUCUGUAAACGCACAUAACACGGCAAAGUAACUUAACUAAGAAGUAUUAGAUUUCCUCUUUGAAGUGGUAAUUCCAGUUUAACGGCUAGAGUCAAAACAAGCGUGAAAUAAAAAGACAAAAGAAAAGAAGUAGAAGUAUAGAAGCGGCGAAACAUUUGCUAAAAGAAGAGUACCAUGGUUAAAUUUCGUUUUCAUUUUCCUUUUGUUUUUUGGCAAAUCUUUGGACGGCUACUCGAGUAAUUUGAUGAACAAACAGAAAGGAAACAAAAUAUAAAAGAUGUAACUAAAAGGAGUCAUCUCAGCGAGAGGGGAAGGCCCGGCCUCACAGACUUACCAGGCGAAGCUAACAAAACAUGCAAAACAAAGAUAAAGGAGAAAAAGAAAAUUGGACAGCAGAAAAAUUUAACAACUGUUUUGAGUCACCAACGGACGGAGUUACUUCACUGAGGUAAUUUUUAGUUGCCGACCGGGCAGGCUGGUGCCUUUCCUGUGUUUUGAGUUGCUUUAAAUCAUGUUAAAGGUUCCAGGGCUAAAAUCAUCAGUUCUAGAUCUCUUGAUCUCUUGAACUGGGAAUAUAUUACGGUUUUGUCUCCUGAUUUUGGAAAAGAAAAAAGCGAAAACAGUCAAAAUUUGAAAGCCUUUCCGACCGCGGCAGUUUACAUUUUUCGUUCAAAACGUAGCUUUUCAAGUCAUAGUCUACAUCGACUAGUGAUACAAAUUUUGAAUUGUUGGUAUUUGCGGCUCCGCUUGUUCCCGUGCCCUUCGGCCUUAGUUUGGGAAUGGAAAGGAAAUGAAAGCACACUGUUUUGUUUUAGCGAUAUUAUUGAUAACUCCUUUAACGCGAACAUUGCCUGCUUAAUUACUUUGAACCGGGGGCGGCCAAACUCUCGCGACAUGCAAUGUAGCUCAAUGUUAGACCGCGAGCAGUAAGUUCUUCUUAUCUUUUCAAAGAUAUUGAAUUGGGGUAGCACGCGUUACACGUACACGCAAGAGGAGGGUAAAAUAACCCGUUACGCCUGGGAUUGCUCGAGAUCCCGGCGAAUUUCAAAAGAAAAAGGUAAGCGGCGCACAAUUCGAGAGCACUCUAUUCAUUGUUUGUAUAAACAGAAGGCCACUUAAAACCCAUAGAUUUCAGCUUUGAAACGUUUAUGUUGAUCUAAAGGGUAACUUUAAUAUCUGGUGACAGAUCAUCAGAGAUAAAAUGUUUAGCGUUCUCGCCUCCUCGUCCGGUUUUUCUCCUUCCUGCCUUUUCCUUUUUUAUAUUUAUUCCUUUGUUUGUUUAUUGCUUGUUGUUGUUAUUGCUGUUUUGUUUUUGUUCAGUGCAAAUCUAUAGCAGCAUCAGUAAUAAGUGACAUUGUUAUUAAUAUAUUUUAAACUCUUUUAACAUCUUGGAGGGGAUUGAGUGACUUCAAAUUGGGAGAGGAUCGGGCAAUACUUUCUCAUUGUUUAACACGCAUGUGCACCGUUUUAUGGCUUUUAAAAAUAGUUCAUUCAUAAAAAAAGGCAGUCCCCGCGUAUACGUCCUAUUCACCCACUACAUAUGUUUUCAACCCCCAGUUUUAAGGAUCGUGCGCGGACCUUCUUAAAACUGAGAACUUGAGAAAAUUUGAAUGGAGUGCUCGACGCCCAUGUACCGGUGGCACUUUGGGUUCUAAGAUUUGAUUACAAAAAUAUGUCUCUACAUCAUAUUGGACUGAGCGAGAGUCCUUUAAAAGUCAUCCGGUACUUCCCUCUUCUGGUUCCGUUUGGGACAUUUAGUGUCGGAUGUGGUUGUUCGACCGACGCAUCAAUUGUUAUGGAUUUUCAAUUCCGGCUAGAUUUCUUAGUUAUCAGCUUAAAAGUUUGUCAUUCUGUCGAUCAUUGUAUUCAUAGGUUAUAAAUUUUAGUUAUCAAUUUGAUUAAAAAAGUUCAUUCGUUAUCCGAAAGUUAAAUUUUGACCAGUUCAGUGCUAUAAAACUUCAUCCACAGUUUUUUGCCAUUCUGUAGUUAUUUCCUAUUCUUUCCGUAGUUAUAUUCAUUUUUUUAUAUGCACACAGACAUAUAUAUUUCUUCUUUAACAAAUUAAAUAUUUCAUUUGGCAAAACUCAAUACAGGUAAUUAUUGGAGGCUGCGAGUUCGAUGGUCGCUGUAUUAAAAUUCAAAUUCCGUUUUAACUAUAUGCCAAAACAAAUAUUGAUAAGUCUGUGAUGAAAACCGUGUGCUAAAAGCCCGCCUGUUGACAGCUACAGAUGUUUCGAUCAAAUAACCACUUUAAGAAAUAGUUUGGAACGUCAAUAGCUUUUUACGUCACACCUCUUGAUUGGGUGCAGUCGGCUUCGCAGUUAUAAUUUUGCGUCGCAUCGGCGGAAGAACAGAUACACUGAGUUGUCGCAGUAAGUUAGACUUCAACUGAGGCCAAAUUGAUGCCUAUCUCUGAUGCCAGUGAGGUCAGUGAAAGUAUUGCUGGUUUAAUUCUAGAAGAACAAAUAGUUAAGGUGACUCUUUAUGUUUUCAGGACCUAACAUUUUUAAACUGAUUUCUGUAUGCAAUGCAAGCUCUGACCCGUCCGUCCGAGAAUCAAACUAAUCAUUUUUAUUAAAAUUUUAAUACUUGUAGUUUAAACUAGCUUCAUUCACCCGAAAGUAUUUUUUGGUGACAGUCGUUUCCGGUGACAAUAUGCAUCCCGUUUCUAGUUUCUAGCUUUGGUUCGUUUCGUUAUAGCUUUUAAAUUCAGUGUCUCAGUCCAGGCCCGGUUGAUACAUUUAAAAUCUGUCUUUUAAAACUCUGUUUCAGUUUGGGUUAAUUGACUUUUUGACACCUUCAUUUGCAAACUACGCAAUGUCGUAUAAUUUCCUGUUUGGUUCAGCCAAAUUAAAAUAGAGGGAAUUGAUAAGGGCUUGUAUAUAUUAAAUUCGGAAACGAAAACAAACUUCAUCCACAAUCUUAGUAGUUUCUGGUAGACUCAGGAUCAGCAGACUUUUUCGAUAAGGACCCAUUUCCACAUAAUUUACUAUAACAACUUCACUUAGGUAUGGUAAUAAUUGUCUUUAUUUAACCCCCCGUGAGCGUUUCACAAAGUUUUUCCGCUUCUAUAAAACGCCGUUUCUACAGACUUUUCAUCUACUGUUAAAAGUAAACAGUUUCGAUAAAAGUUGCUGGAACGCGGUUGGACAUAUAAAUAGAACCGUCUAAGCUCGACAGUGCUUUAGAGAUUUUUUCGUGAUGCACUCACGUUGCGAGACGGCGCGGGCACGUUCGAAGAAAGUUUAGCCCGCGCGUCACGGAGGCGACAGUGAUUACGCGACUCUUCUGUUUCUUGUAAGUUACGGAUCCGCCGGUAGCGAAGCGCGACGGCUAUCUAUUUUCAUCGUAAUUUGUUCUGCAUUAAUAUUGCUGAUGAUUUCUCUACUGAGAUUAACUAUUUUGAAUUAUUAACUUUGCUCAUUCUUAGUUAAAUUUCUGUAUACAGGCCCCGUGCUUCCCAGAUGUCAUGGAGAAUCAUUCUGAAGCAGUGAUCGUAUCGUAAGACGCUCAGUGAUCCGAUUAUGACGAAUGCUACAGAGAAUUCGACAUCGUAUCCAUGCUCCAACCCUCCUCUCAAUGCUUCUCUCUGGGCCUCCUUGAUAUUUUUAUUCCUAAUCGGUGCGUUCGCGAUUUUCGGAAACGCGUUGGUGUGUGCGGCCUUCGCAACGAACAAGCGUCUUCGUAUUUUGACCAACUACUUCGUGGUAUCGCUAGCAGUUUCUGAUAUUUUGGUUGGCAGUAUCAAUAUUCCUCUCUGGAUGUACAUCAGGAGCUCCGAGUAAGUGGAAAUUUGUGUUGUUAUCUAUGCACCCCAAGCUAAAAGCAAUUUAGAAACAAAGCCCUUGUCGCUCUAUCGCCGUUGUAAAUAACCUCUUCAUUAAAUCAUUCAAAUGUCCCCUUGGGACCUAUCACGACAUUCCAUGUUUAAAAGAAUAUUCUGUGCUAAAGCGAGAUAAAUAUAAGCUUCCUUUUUAAGCACCGGAUGGAAGCAAUUUGAACUGGCAUAGCUUCAGGAUGAAAAUCGAAGCAAGGGAGUAAGAUCAUUGUUAUUAUUUGAAACAACAACAACAACAGUCACGCCAAGAGAAAAAUCGCUCUUUUUCGCUAAAUCCACCCUUGAAACAGUUUAUUUUAAUGGUAUUUUAUUAUUUAAUCCUUCAAUAUCUGCAAUUGCUCUUAGAAUGAUAUAAUGGUAAAUAGUGUCCGCGACUGAACACGAAUACAUUACAACGCUUCAAGACCUCAAAAUAAUACAAUUCUGCGGGGGAUUAGGAAUCAAUUUUCAGCCCGUGUUAUUUUUAGUGAGGUUUAUAUGCAGCUAGCACGGUCAGAGAUAAUUGCGAGAAAUCCUAAGUAUGUGACCCGUAAUUCCAAAGAUUAGAAAUUUUAUCUCUUUGCAUUCAGUACUUUAUUUUUUGUUUACAUGUCUUAAUUUCCAAGCAAGCUCUUAUUUAAGGAUGCAAAUGAAGUUAAAUGACCCAACAAGGGUCUUUUUUAAUCUUUUACGUUGGCUUUUUCGAUAGAUUUCAAGGGUGUAUGCCUUCUGUUGCUUUUAUAUGUCUACCUUUACUACGUACCAAGCCUAACAACUCGAAGUUUGAGGAAUAUUUCAUAUAGUUUAGUAUGUAAAGAUAAUUUAGUAAAAACAGUACGGAUACCCCCCACUAAACAAACAAUGUCUGCAAACGUCAAACGGUUUGACUUGUAUUUCUUUCUUUUCAAUUUAUACUUCAACCGCUUGGUCUCGCCACUUGUCGUGAACGCGUAUUUUUACCCAAACGUUAAUAAAUUACAGGGUAACACAGAAUUACGCGAAGAGAAACAGAAGUCAAUUUUCUUUUUAACUUUGUUUGUUUUUUAUAUCAUUAAAACUCAUUGCAUGUCUUAUUUGUGUGUUUUUAGAUAAAAUUUGCGCUGUUAGUCAGCUUGAGCCACGCCCAGAUGGUCUCAAACAAGGGUUAAAUUCAAAAUUUCCGACGAGCAUCAUUUUUGAAACUUGACUUUUAGAUGAUCAUAGUGGCAAGGGUGAAAUUGACUUUUGAUGAUCAUUUUCCUUUCUGGGCUUUUUCCCUUACGAGGUUCUAAUUCAAAAAAUUUAACAAAAAAAAUAUAGCUCCCGCCAUUUUUCUGAUCGAAACUGCUCUAAAAGGCCCUCUUUGAAAAAGUUACCUCCAUCGGCAAAUCUACUGUAGUCUAUAAGGUCCUAUAACUUCGGUGUUUUAGAUAUAAGAAAGAUCGGAGAGAAUUUUUAACCCCCAAAAGAUAGGAUGAGCACCUUCUUCAAUUUUCAGGGUACCCCCCCAGAUUUGGGAAAUCAAAAAGAAAAAAAAAAGCAAUUCUCAGCUGCGGGGUAACCCGUUAACAGGGGUUUACCGCAAGUAAUCGAACGUUAUCGCCCCGCCUAAUGAAAAAUGACCGCAAAAUGAAAAAUUCAGUUGCAAAAUGAUAGAAAGUUUUUGGUGAAAUGUCCGAGAUAUGUCCAGGAUUGACUGUAGUUUUCGCAAGGUCAUCGCGAAAAAUCCGGUUAAUUUGUAAAUAUCGUUGCAGAGUUCAACCUGGACAUAAGGGAAAUAUCCACCACUGAAAAAAAUUCGACCUUUAGUUUGUGGAUAAGUCAUGUUAUUACAGUCAACUCUCCUUAUAGCUGACACUGUUGGGACCUCGAGUUAGCGUCCUCUUUAGUGAGAGUCCGUAAUAGCGGGAGUUUAUUUCAGUCAAACGUCUGUAAUUUGUUUUUGCCAGGGAUUUAGCUACUGUCCUUUUUAUCGGGGUGUCCGUUAUAGCGAGGUGUCCGUAGGGCGAGAGUCCCGGGAGGUACUCCCUAUAAUGGUCUAUACGGGGAGGCUCCGUCCGAAACGGGUACCUUUAUCAAGCUUCAGGUAUAUGAAAGGGUUGGAAUUUUACUCAUUGAGCUAUACGAAAGGGUAGGGAAAUCUGUCAUUUGGGUCUGUGAAAGGGCUCAAAAGGCUAACAGAUGAAUUUUAUCGACAAAAUGUUCUAUUUUUGUGAUCCCUAUUUAAACGACAGCGCAUUUUACAGCAGCUAAAAGGGAUGCAAAGUUCUAAACAAGGUAUGUGGAAAAGGGGUACCAUUUGUCAAUAGAAGGUAUACGAAAGGGGUACCUAUUUCGUAAAAAAUGGUACAUAAACGGGCAAGGGGUCCGACCUCGGGGCAGAACCUCCCCGUAUAAAAAUUUGUUGAGUACCCCCCCCCUGGGGCGAGAGUUGACUGUAUAUGGCGGAAUCCGCGAACGGGUAUGAUCAGAAGCGAAUCCUGCGUUCUCAUUGGCCACCCUAGCAUCUUGCCCUCUCGGUAUUUCCCGCGAGAAAGAGUUACCAGUGUCCGCUAUAAAGGGAGUUGACUGUAGUUCGGUCAAGAUAGCCUGAUAAUCUGUUUUUUUUUGCGUCAGUUUUCAUUGACCUCAACUUCGUCGCGGUCCCUAAAGAACUUGGCCCGAAAAUCCAGCCAUUUUGACUUCCCGCUACCGCUCAAAAACGGACAUUUCUCAAUGGGGUUAAUCCCGACCAACCGUACAUACUGUCACUGCGUUGGUAGUAUCAACUUUGAAUUUCCCCUCGGUAUAGCUGGUCAAUAGGAUAGGUGAAUUGUCACUCGCACUGCGUCCAAAUACCUGACACAUUUUUAGUGGGAUUUCAUUAAAAAAAAAAAAACAUUUCGUGAAAAAAUCACAGCCUGGGGCCACCACAGUGUGGGCUAAAGACGAAAACAGAGUGAAACAGCAAAAAAAAUUGAAAAAAAAAAAAUUGGCUAGCGAAGAGAGCCGAGGGAAGGACUGGGAAGGAGGAAAGGUUGGCGUCACCCUUUCCCUUUCCAAGACCACCGCUCGGCUUGCUUCGCUCGCCAAAUUUUUUGUUUCGCCCUAUCCAAUUUUCCCUUUUCACUUUUUUCUCCCACUGCAGAGCCUAGUCCCGGGCUAUUGGAAAAAGGGCAAGGAUGUAUAAAACGAAUAUUAUUUGUAACUGUCUUUUAAUUUUCCUAAAACUGUGUAGUAGGUUUAUGUUAACGCGGGACCAGAAGCCUUAUGAGAUCUGCUCCCAACUCCACUGUGAUUAAAUAGUUUAGUUGAUAAUUAUUAAAAGUAUUGGAAAUGCCAAAUGUGUAACUGUUUCUUUUUCGUCUCAGUUACUGUAGAAGUAACCGGCCAUUGUACGAGUCUUAUGUUAUAUUUGACAUCUUAUGUGGUACAGCGUCGAUUUGGAACAUGACUGCCAUAAGUAUCGACAGGUUACGUAUAACUUUUCUUCUUAAUACUCAGAGUAGUUAGUUUUGCCGCAUGUAAGAAAAUCUGGAAAUGUUGCCUUCUGGAAUCUGGAAUCUGGAAUCCUGGGUUUUGGGAUCCAGGAUACAGCCCAAAGAAUCCGGAAUCCAACUAAAGAUUGGAAUCCAGAAUUCCACUGACAGAGAAUCUGGAGUCUACUUCAUAGAAUUCGGAAUCCACGGCGUGGAAUCCAGGAUCCAACUCUGUCUUAGAAUUCCUUACAUGGAGCCAUUAGUCAAUACAUAAUAACCAUAGUGACAGUGGUAUCCUGUUUUUAGAAAAUGACUGUAGAGGGAUUGACGUCACAAUCAAAGUAUGCAGGCCGCCCCCGUCGUAUUAUGGGUCCGUUUGCACCUUUUUGCCAAAAAAUCGUGUUAAUAAAGUCUUAAUGCUUUGUUUUUAACGUUCACAUUCCUCGUUGGACAGGUGCUUAGAACAGAUUUCGUUGCUAAAUGUUAUUUAGUGACUAAAUCAUGACUGACUGACUAACGGACUGGCCUAAUUUAUUGACUAGACUAACUCACAUCCAACUCACUUGAAUAGUGUAACUAUAGCGAAGAAUUUCGUUUGGUUUGCCGGCCAAUGUGUGAGUGAGCGUCAUGUGAGCGCUUUACUGCUGCAUAAGGUAGAAAUGCAUUUACGAUAUACUCAGGGACACCCAACGACAAUUUUCGGAAAAUAUCUGUUCGGAAGACGAUUUGAGAUCUAGAAUUUUCGGAACAGUUGUUGCAAAAUUUCUUGCUUGCCUGCCUCUCCUAGGAUUUUCGAAGUUCUAAAAAAUGGUCUAAUUGCCUAUUUUUAACAGAUUUUUACCCUAAAAAGGUCACCUAGAAUUUUCGGGAGCCUUUUUUCUAGCUGGAAUUUUCGAAAAGGUAAGUUUUGAUCCCUAUAAUUUUCGGAUCACUAGACUUUCAGCUAGGAAAUCCGAACAGAUGAAAAAUUUUUAGGGGAUAAAAAUAUGCCUAUAUCUAUCAUUUAAAUACUAAAAUACGUUUAACAAUGGUAUGUUUAAGUGGUUUUGAACUAUAUUCUCGUUGGGUGCCCCUGUAUACUUUAUAAAAGUAAACACGGUACUAUAUACUACGCACUUGACGGACUGGCUGACUGUCGACUAAUUACUGACCCAUGAUUGACUGACUGACUGACUGACUAACUGACUGAGAAUCUACCUGACUGAGUGUCUGACUGACUGACUAACUGAAUGAAUGAAUUACUGACUAAUUGUCUGACUGACUGCUGACUGACUGACUGACGACUGACUGACUAGCUGACUGUCGUACUGAUUGUCUGUCUGACUGAACUGCUGACUACUUACUGACUAAAUGAGUGAUUGCUUGACUGACUGACUGAACUGCUGACUGAUUGAUUGACUAACGGAUUGCAGUGAUUAUUGACUGACUGACUGCUAUCUGACUGAUUAACUAACAGAGUGACUGCUGUCUGACUAAAGGACUGACUGACUGACGGACUGACUGACCGACCGACCGACUGGCUAACUGACUAACUCUUUGACUUAUUAUCAGAAUUUCGUUUUUAUCAAGCCAAAGAAAUUCACAAGUUGUCUCCAAACAUUAUCGAAUGUAUUCUUUUCAUUUACAGAUUCGCAGCGGUAGUUUACCCAACAGUUUACAAACAUCGUAUGAAAAACACGAAAGUCGCGGGCUGGACAGUCUUAGGCGUAUGGUCCUUUUCUAUGUUCAUCGCCGCAUUUCGAGUGGAACAUAAAAAAUUCAACUACGCUUUAUUUGUUGUGGUCCUCGGUUUCUUGAUUCCCCUUCUCAUAAUACUUCUCUCCUACGGAAACAUUUACCGCGUGGUGAGCUAUCGAGCAAAAUGGACUGGGUCGGUUUUGAUUGAGAUAAAACUGGCGCGAACACUCUCGAUUGUGAUUGGCGCGUUCAUUGUCUGCUGGGCGCCAUUUUUUAUCACCAUUGUAGUGUCGUACUAUUGUAGGGUUUCAUGCAAUUGGGAGGAUACCAUACAGUGGAUAAAGUGGCUGCAGUAUGUAAGCUCUUGUAUUAACCCUGUUAUAUACACUUUACGGAAUCGCGAGUUUCGUUUCACCUUCCAUAAACUGAUUUUCCGGUGUAGCUACAGAAACGGCAAGUAUGUGUUCAAUCCACAUGCAAAGCGGGGUACGAGGUGUGGUUGCUGUCAACUUGGAGACACGUUUGACGAGGAGUACGGAGAGCGUCGUUCUCGAUAUCCUACUUAUACUGAGGAUUCUACGUGGCAUAGCUCGCAUGUUCGACAUUCAUCGACACCCACCAAGCAACAGUCAACGCCGUUGGCAUUUGAUAAUUUGUCUACCACUAAGUAAUUAGGAUCUAUGGGUGACAUAUCAGAUUAUUUUAAUCGAAUAACAAGAAAGACAACUUAUCUGAAAAUGACUGAGUCCAAAUUUGAAAUCCGGUGGGGGGAGGGGUAUCCCUGGGAAUUCCUGUUUAGGGUGUGUCGCCCGAUUCUCCAAAUCCUGACCUUAUUUCAGACCAGAAAAUUUUCAUUUUCCACAUUCGUUUUCAGACCUGGCAAAAAAACAUACCCGUCUUCAGACCUGGCUCAAGCAGAAAUUAUGUUAUCAUUACUUAGAUUUGAACGCCAACUAAAAGAUUUCUUAAAACUAUGUCGAAUUCGCAUAUUACUCUUUCUUUUUUAUUCAUUUGGAAUUGAAUCGACAAAUACGUUCAUGCGUUCCCUGAUUCCCUAGAAAGCCGUUACCGAAUUCAGACCAAACUAGAAGCCUAUAUUCGUUUUCUGUCCAAACCUGCGCAAAAACCAUACCCUUUGGGGCGGCACAUACCUAUAAGGUAAAUAUAAGGGAGUACCCCCGGGGUUUGAAAUUAAACAUCAAUGACUGUAGAAAUACAUAUUGCUGAGCCUAUAGGAACGCCAAGUACUUAACUCCUGUGAUGUGAAAAUAGUUGCAAGGCAUCCAGACAAAACACAUUGCACCGGCGUACUGUGUUAAAAGAUGUCUUUAAAACACACAGUCGAACUUACAGUAGAACCUUUACUAACGGCCACCCAAGAAAAGAUAGUGAGACAUUGUAGAGUUCUAGGAUGACGUUUACAACAAGCUGCAGAAGUCACAUUGUACCAUCUGACCAAGUUUUUUACUUGUCAUAUACUGUUUAUUAUCGUGUAUUAUAAAAUAUUUAGUGUCCUGUAAAUUUCAUUCGUAAGAAUUAAUUUGGACAGUUUUUGUUUGGCAAUUUCAAAAUUUGGAAGACUAACAAGAAUCUAUGCCAUAAUCCCCUCUUGCGGCUUAAAACACGGUCGAACCCCUACUUCCGUCCACCAAAAGAGGAUAGUGGAACGUAACAUGGAGCUUAAGCGAAGGUGUAUUUGAGCGACGCACGCCAAGCGGAAGUAAGGCAUUUUCUCUUUUAUAAAUAUCCCUCAACGCUCCCUAAUUUGUAUUUCUAUGACGUGUCUUUACUCUUAUAGGGACGAUUUGUCCGAACCUUUGGGUAAAACCGUUUGCUAAGGAGGUAAAAAGUCUAGUUCGGUUGAGUUGACGUGCAGUAGCGGAACCAGGGGAGGGGCCCGGGAGCCCCCACCCUUAUCCAAGGGUCUGGAUGACCGCCCCACCCCCCUCCCCCCCUCCUUUAUCUUAAAGGUCUGGAUCCGGCACUGACAUGCGUCGCUCAAAUACACUUAAGCUUACUAAUGUUUGUUUCUCCCUCUCCACAACGGCCACUGUUUUGGUUCUAGCGGAACUAGUCACUUUUGUUGUGACCUGAUUACAAACUAAAACGGCCAUCUCCCAACAACAGCCGUAGUACUGACUUCAGUCUCUAAGGUUACCGUUGUGGAAAGGUGUGACUCUAGUUUCAAGAUAAUCUUGUUUGCCAGGGACUGCGAGUCAUAUUAAAAAGGAGCUGAAGCAACGACGACGGUGAGGGCGAAGGCGACCGCAACGAGAACGAUAAAAAAGCAAUAGGUUUAGAUAAGCAAGACAACAACUCUGCACGCUUAUCGUGGAUUUUUUUUGGUACAUUUCUUUGGCGUCAGUGCACGACUACGACGUGAAAAUGUCUAAUUUCACGUUAUGUUGUGGACGUGAACACAACACAACGCCUUUUUUUACUUUUCCAUAACUUCGAUACAAACAUUUUAGAAUUCAACUCCCAAAACAAUUUGAAGGAGAUGAAUUAAACUCUCUAAUGAUGGUCACAGGAGAACCCUCUCUUACUAAAAUUACGUUCGUAAUUUAUUUUGACUGUGCGUAAUAAGAACUCGAAGCCCUUCGUACAUUUUCUGGGUGCCUGUAUUUUUCAAUGCAGCCCAAUCCAGAGGUAACCUGGAACUCUCGGGUUCAAGUCCAGCUGUGACUGGUUUCCCGGUGCUUCAGAGUUCAACUCCUUGGCCACAGUUGUAAAUACAGUUUUAUUAUGGCUGAGCCAUGCAUAUGUAGAAGAGUUGAAAACGAAUCAUAGAUACAUAGGGCAGUUGUCGCCAAGAGAUGAAAAUGUAUAAUAUUAUUUAGUCCAGGAAAUGUACGUUUAUUCAUCCAGGAUAAUUUUUUUAUAAUGUAAGAUAGGUAGCUACAUGUUUUAAAGAGUUAGGAUAGCUUAGAAAAUAUUUGGAAUUUUAUUUGUUCGCUUUAUUUGCUGCUGUUAAAAAAAUCCCCGGCGAUCGCUGUACCCUCGGGGAAGGACCCCUUUUAAAUAUCCCUUCAGCAUAACUUCGUUCGCGCCUGUUCAGUCCGCAGGCUUUAUCUCACCUAAUAAAGCUAAAACAACAACGAAUCAGUGAGAAGUGGUGUAUCUAGUGCAGCCCC